GAAGGCGGACCAGUAGAACAGCUAUAACGGAACAGAAACGCGGCGGAAAGUUCCAGCUUUAAAUUGAACCACACAUAAGGCUCGUGGUGUGCCUGAGUUUGUCGGAAGGACUUGAAAUCGUACGCGGGACGCACAGCGCUGUGGCAGGGGCGUGUCCGCCAUCUUGUCUAUGAAGUGGCGCCUAAACAGCAGCUCCGGCCGUACAAGAUGGCAGUUAAUGACUGCACUUAAACGUUGCACGACUCUCACUUAGUGCUUUAAAGUCACGUUUGUCUCUUUCGGCUCUGCUGUGGGCUGGUUUCGACGGCCAAUGAUUCCGUCUCUCCCGGCAGAUAUCGGGAGCUCCAGUCGCAGCCUUUUGUUGUCCUCCCCCCUUUCCCUCCUUCGCCGCCUCCUCCGUGUUUGUUUAGGGCUUCUGCCCUGCGCAUGCGUGUAACCAUGGCGCUCAUUUCUGGACCCGAGAAGGAAAACAAGCAGGAUUGAUCGAAUGUCUUCACUCGGCGUUUUGAAAUGACCACGUCUGAGCUUUCACGGAGACAUUUGUCUUCCUGGCAGAUCCAUGUCAUUCUGACAAGCAGUUGAGAUGUCCAAUGACAGCCAAGGAACGGUUAAGGGGGAGGCGGCCAUAGUGCAUUCUCCCACUGUCUCCGCCUCCUCGCAAGGACCGCCCCUUUCUCCCACCACCUCAAAACCACCUGAGCUUCCAGAUGAGCUCAUUCAAGCUGGCUGGUCCAAGUGCUGGUCUCGGCGGGAAAACCGACCAUAUUAUUUCAACCGGUUUACCAAUCAGAGCUUGUGGGAGGUGCCAGUGCUGGGUCAGCAUGAUGUCAUUUCUGACCCCUUAGGCCUGAAUGCGGCAUCUGCAGAGGGCGGAGACAGUAACUUAGGUAAUGGACAGAGAAAGAGACGGAGCUCUGAUGAGCAGGCGGGGGCACCUAACAGCGUAAAACGGGCCAAGGUUGAGCCUACCACACCCAUUUCUCCCAGCACCCCGGGAGUCAAACCCUGGAGCACCGCCCCUGAUGAUAAACAAACACCAUCGGCCACGUCGGCAACACCGAGCCCCGCCCCUGCUCCUUACAAGCCAGCGAUUAUCUACUGGGAUCUGGACAUCCAGACCAACGCUGUGAUCCGUGAGCAUCCUCCUGCCAACCACUUGCCCCCCCACCCUGAGGUGGAACUUCAGAGAGCUCAGCUGGUCACCAAACUGAGACAGCACUAUCACGAGCUGUGCCACCAGAGAGAAGGUAUUGAUCCGCCCCGGGAGUCGUUUAACCGUUGGCUGCUGGAGAGAAAAGUAAUUGAUAAAGGUCUUGACCCCUUGUUGCCGAGUGACUGUGAACCCGUCAUAUCUCCGUCCAUGUUCAGAGAAGUCAUGAACGACAUUCCUAUCAGGUUGUCUCGUAUCAAGUACAAGGAAGAGGCAAGGAAGCUGUUGUUUAAAUACGCUGAAGCUGCCAAGAAGAUGAUCGACUCCAGGAACGCCAGCCCAGAGAGCAGAAAGGUGGUGAAGUGGAAUGCAGAAGACACCAUGAGUUGGCUGCGCCGGGAUCAUUCUGCCAGCAAAGAGGACUACAUGGACCGCCUGGAGCACCUGAGGCAACAGUGUGGUCCUCAUGUAACGGCUGUUGCUAAAGACUCAGUAGAGGGUAUCUGCUCUAAAAUCUACCAGCUGUCCUCAGAGUACAGUCGUCGCCUGAGACACACACACCUGAGUCUGCUGCCGGACCCACCCACAGAAGCUUGCCCAUCACCGCCACAGUCCCGCUUGGUCUACUGUUACCCGCUACGCCUGGCGCUGCCGUCUCCACCGCUGCCACGCGUGGAACUUCAUUUCGAGAAUGACGUGGCCUGCCUGCGCUUCAAAGGAGAGAUGGUCAAAGUGAACCGGGGUCAUUUUAGCAAACUGGAGUUGUUGUACAGGUACAGCUGCAUUGAUGACUCUCGCUUUGAGAAGUUCCUGUCCAGAGUGUGGUGCCUCCUCAAAAGAUACCAGGUGAUGUUUGGCAGCACCACUAAUGAGGGUACAGGCCUGCAGGGGGCACUGCCAGUGCCUGUCUUUGAGGCCUUGAAUCGACAGUUUGGGGUGUCCUUUGAGUGUUUCGCAUCGCCGCUCAACUGCUACUUUAAGCAGUUCUGCUCUGCCUUCCCCGACAGUGACUGCUACUUUGGAUCACGAGGGCCUUUCUUGUCUUUCUGUCCUGUCAGUGGCUCAUUUGAAGCUAACCCGCCCUUCUGUGAAGAAAUGAUGGAUGCCAUGGUGACACACUUUGAGGAGCUUUUGGACAAGUCCACUGAGCCUCUGUCCUUCAUAGUCUUUGUUCCUGAAUGGCGCGACCCUGUCACCCCGGCCUUGAGCCGCAUGGAGGGAAGUCGAUUCCUUCGUCAUCAGAUGAGCGUCCCGGCCUAUGAGCACGAGUAUCGCUCUGGGAGUCAACACAUCUGCAAGAGGGAGGAGAUGUACUACAGGGCGGUCCAUGGUACUGCAGUACUCUUCCUGCAGAACGAUGCCGGCUUCACGAAGUGGGGUCCGACGCCAGAGCGUCUAGCCGAACUGCUGGCCGCAUACCGCCCCUCUUCCUUACGUACGUCCUCCUCUUUAUCCUCUCCUGGCCCCGCCCACACAGCUGCAGGCGAUAGAGACUCUGCCCCCAAACCUGCUGACAGGAUGCAGAGCACGGUGAUUUCACCAGGUAGCCAUGACAACAACAACAACAACAGCAGCAGCAGCAGCAGUCCACAAGACAAGAUAGCCACUGUAUAAAGAAGGUGUGGCUUGCUUUGUGACUCCAUUCUUUCACUUUUUCCCUCACCAGCAUCUGUAGCACCCUCCGCCUUUGUCACUUACCCAUAUCGUACCCUUGUGUUGUGAUUGGUCGAAGCUCUGACAUCCGCACGUUUGGACCGUUCUGUUGCAGCAAUAAUAAACAUCCCACUUGUGACGUCACAGGAAGACCUCUCAUUGGUCCCCUCACAGACGCCGCUUGGGGAUUGGUCGAUAAGGCAGCUAUCUUCUUUGUUUGUCACCCUUUUGGACUCUCAGAACCGGUGGCUUCAGUUCCCGCCUCCUGUUCAAUUAAGCGUUAGAAAUCGGCAUGCGGAGGAGUCAGAAACACGCUUUGACAUCACAGACAACUCUUGGAGCAGCAGGAGCUGCUUCUUUGUGUGGACUUUUAAAACCUAAUCAAAUUGUUGAACAUGAAUUUAGCUGAAUACAGAACAGUUUGUGUUUUAUAUUCAUAUGUGAUGUCACACAAUAAGAUAGAUAAUGUCUUUACCCUAGAAAGAUCUUGUGACCUGUUUUCAAUUAUUGGGACAGGCUCUUCCCAAUCGAUGCCUCUGGUGUUCUUUGCUGUGAUUGGUCCCAAUCAGGCGCCUGCUGGCCGCCGUGUAGAUAUUGUACAGUGAAACUGAUCUCAAGUCUGUUGAUGUCAUUUCAACUUCCCAUCCAUGCAUUUUGUUUGAUUUAAAUUUAACAUUUUUAAAGAGACAUGUUUUCUGCAUUGUACUGUUUACAAUAAUUUCUUCUAAACUAAACCAAAGUGUUAUUAAAAAAAGUAUAUAUAUGUAUGUUCAAGUAGUAGUGUGUCUGCCUUUACACUAAUGCUGAAGUCAAUCCAGCACCUUUGCUUUCGUUGAUUUCAUACUACGUGUGUCAUGUAGGCUUCUUAGUGCAUGAAACUUUUUUCUUAAAUAUUUUCCUGCUUGAAUCUUCGCUUUUGGAGCAGAAAUCUCCUUGUUUUCAUUUCCGAUGAGUAGAGCUGAACAAUAUGCAAAACACUAUUGCCAUUAUUUGAACAAAUGGUUGAUUGUGUGUCUGUUUUAUUUUAGGUUGACUCCUGCUUCUGUGAGUAGUUGGGUUGUUUUCUUUGUUUGGAUCUUUGCUGGCUUUCAAUUUUUGUGUUAAGUUUAAAUUUUGCUAAAACAAAACAAAUCAAUGGACCUUUUCCAACCACAUUUGUAAAAGUGUCUUUUUGAUGAAUGAACACAGACUAUUACCUUAAUGUGUAAAUGAAGUUUGGAUAUGCAGGCUGUGUAAAGGGAAACAUGUAUCAUAAAACAUUUAAAAUGCUUAUCGUUUUGAGGAGAUGUCAGUUAUUUAAAUGUUAUGGAAUACAGAUGAUUGUUUUAAAUUAUAGUUCUGUAAAAGUCUGUUUAUUGUGAUUUUUAAUACCAACACAAGAAUUGCAGCUGCAAUCAGCAUCUUUUUUUGUUCAAUUUAUCCUUGCAAUUGUGAAUUCUAGCAAGCAGAACUUUUGUAAAUAUGAACAAACGCAGGCUGGAGAAUGUAAAUAUGCUCUGUUUUAUGUCUUGCCGACACACACAAUGCAGUUUCACGCUCAGUAAAGAUAUAUUCAACAUU
This is a messenger RNA of Nerophis ophidion (straightnose pipefish), 4363 nucleotides long. RefSeq names its product phosphorylated CTD interacting factor 1 (gene pcif1). The record is from RefSeq and is a predicted model, not a curated record. Gene Ontology annotation, cellular component: nucleus. The transcript is spliced from 16 exons. Gene Ontology annotation, molecular function: mRNA (2'-O-methyladenosine-N6-)-methyltransferase activity; RNA polymerase II C-terminal domain binding. The coding region runs from base 584 to 2764 and encodes 726 amino acids. NCBI's taxonomy places the organism in Eukaryota, Metazoa, Chordata, Actinopteri, Syngnathiformes, Syngnathidae.